CUCUCGUUUCGUUCAGCACGCAAGGCUACAGACCUGCGAAAGCUCUCACCUUCUUUUCUCUUCUCGAUUUCUCUGUAAAAACCCUAAACCCUUGAAUCUGGAUUGAAUUCGGCGGUUUAAAGCCUAGUUCAGUCCUUCCAAACUCUGUAACAGAGCUUUAAGAUCAUUGGGUUUCCUUUUUGUUUGAGUUCUUCUCACAAGAUCCAUCUUCUUCUUCUGAUCAUCAUCCGUUUUCUUCGCAAUUCCUGGGAAGUAGGAGAAGAAUCUGUCUCCUACGGUUGAGUCCAAAUCGAACUCUCUCUGUUUCUUCAGUUGCCACGAGAUUCCUAUAAAGUUUCCUUCCUCUAUAAAAUUUUCUGUUCUGUUCCCCAUUUUUUUUUUAAUUUGACUCAAAAAACUAAUCAGUACCCGAGGCGCUUUAUAGUUUCUGUUUUUCUUUUCUGGCCGUACUUGAUGUAGCAUAUGAACCUUGUCGUUCUGUUCUCAUGGAAUUAACUGUAGAAACAAAUCGACAUACUCACUGGGACAGAGUAGAAUCGAGGGUGAAGUUUUCGGAGCAUGUUCUCAGAACAAAGAAGCUCAACAGUCGACCAGGGACGGAGAAAUCUGAUCUCCGACCAAAAUUGGUGAGGAUAACUUUCACAGAUGUCGACGCCACAGAUUCCUCAAGUGAAGACGGCAGAGGAGAGGAAAUCGUACGGCGAGUGAGAAAAUAUGUACAAGAGAUUGGAAUUGAUGCUCCUGCCAUGAAGAAGAAGAAGAAGAAGAAGAAGAAGAGAAAAAUGCAGUUGACGAACGGUGAUGAGAGCCGCCGGAAAAGUUUCAGAGGCGUACGAAGGCGGCCAUGGGGCCGUUGGGCGGCGGAAAUACGAGAUCCGAUUCGUCAGAAACGGUUAUGGCUUGGUACGUUUGAUACUCCACAAGAAGCGGCUACCGUUUAUGAUAACGCCGCCGUUAGAUUGAAGGGUCCCGAUGCCAUUACGAACUUCCCUGUUAGUUCACGGACGGAAACGGCGGUUGUUCAAGGCGUUAGUUCUUCUCCCAAGACGAUGAUGAGUCUCGAUUCUCUCGAAUGCACUGCAUCUCCCACAUCGGUGCUCCGUUAUGGUAGCCCAAUAACGCCGUUUGAUUCUGAAAUUUUUUACUAUGGACCUUAUGGCGAUGUUGAUGCUUUUGGGUUUGAUAUCGAAUCGCCGAUUCCAGUGGCAGAAAUCAAGUUUGCUAGAAACUGGUUUGGGAAAGAAGAACUCGGCGAGUUCGAGAUUGAUGAUGAUGACAACGAUGAUUUCGUACUGCAAUCGUCACUCGUCAGAUUAUGAAGAAAAGAGUUCUCAACGACUUCAACAAUAGGAAAUAUAUAUUAUUUUUGGUAAAUGGAAAUAGAUAUUUUGAAAGUAUAUUUAAACCGUGAGUUAGCCUAGCCCAGCCGAUUUUUUGGCCAUUUUGUUUGGUGUACUUUUUGUUUGGUUAAUUUUGGUUUAUAAUUCAAAAUUAAUUUAUGUAUUUAACGUGUAAGAUCCAUAGUGAUCAAGGAUUUAAGUAUCGGUCUAUAUAAUAUUAAUCCAGAUUGAAUUGAUGCGUAUUGAUCAC
Macadamia integrifolia is the source of this 1590-nucleotide messenger RNA. Its product is annotated as pathogenesis-related genes transcriptional activator PTI6-like. Gene Ontology annotation, biological process: regulation of DNA-templated transcription. Gene Ontology annotation, molecular function: DNA-binding transcription factor activity; DNA binding. The transcript has a single exon. The coding region runs from base 486 to 1319 and encodes 277 amino acids. The record is from RefSeq and is a predicted model, not a curated record. Lineage: Eukaryota; Viridiplantae; Streptophyta; Magnoliopsida; Proteales; Proteaceae.